Messenger RNA from Staurois parvus, 489 nucleotides. NCBI's taxonomy places the organism in Eukaryota, Metazoa, Chordata, Amphibia, Anura, Ranidae. The record is from the annotation of a GenBank genome assembly.
UCACUGCUGCUGCCAGGUCCACAGUGUGUCAUGGGUCCCUGUACCGCCUCCCAUUGCUGCUGUCUCCAUCGCCACACUCUGCCAUGUGCCACUUUCAGGUCUCCUCACACUCCUGCUGGAUUCCAUUUUGUCAUAGGAUGCUGGCAGAUUACGGGCGUCUCCCAUUGCUGCGGCCAGGCCCCUAAUGUGCCAUGGGCCCCUGUACCGCCUCCUCAUGCUGCUGCCAGGUCCACAGUGUGUCAUGGGUCCCUGUACCGCCAGGCCUCCCAUUGCUGCUGUCUCCAUCGCCACACUCUGCCAUGUGCCACUUUCAGGUCUCCUCACACUCCUGCUGGAUUCCAUUUUGUCAUAGGAUGCUGGCAGAUUACGGGCGCCUCACAUUGCUGCGGCCAGGCCCCUAAUGUGCCAUGGGCCCCUGUACCGCCUCCCUGCUGCUGCCAAGUCCACAGUGUGUCAUGGGUCCCUGUACCGCCUCCCAUUGCUGCUGUC